Molecule: messenger RNA, 2729 nt
Organism: Astyanax mexicanus (Mexican tetra)
Lineage: Eukaryota; Metazoa; Chordata; Actinopteri; Characiformes; Acestrorhamphidae
Gene: zcchc8
Product: zinc finger, CCHC domain containing 8
Exons: 15
Coding region: 45-2192 (715 amino acids)
Cellular component (GO): catalytic step 2 spliceosome
Molecular function (GO): RNA binding; zinc ion binding
Source: RefSeq, a predicted model, not a curated record
CGUAUUAGCUUUCGUAUUGAACUCUCCGCCGAACGGGAGAAAACAUGGAGGUAGAUUUCGGGGACAGCGAGCUGUUUGAGCAGCUGGACGCGGAUCCUCCGCUUCCUAAACACAUUCGCUUUACGGACGAUGAAGAGGAGGAGGCGCCGGACGCGCUGCGGGAGCUCCGGGAGCGGCUGGAGGAGUGUGAGGAGACGGUGCAGCGCCUGAGAGCCGAGAAUGAGGAACUGAGGAGAAAGUUAAAGUUUUUGAGUCGACCCAAAGGCAUUAUUGUUGUAAAUUCAAAACUUGAUGGUCCACUCUGCCAAAUAAUCUUUGGGAACAGCAGCAUUUCAAAACAACACCGGCAAGAAAUUGAAGAUUACAUAUUUGGUCUCAUUCAGAAAGACCUGCAAGAACAGAACACGGACAAACAGGGAUCUGCUUCACAUGCUUUCCCACAGAACUCCAGUUUUGUCAUGGAGGAAAUCCAGAAAACGAAAGAUUCUUCAACUGGAAAACAUGUAAAAGAUGCUUUUACUAUGGUGGGGAGUGUGUUAUACUUCACCAGCUUUUGCAUUGAUAAGCUGGGUCAGCCGCUUCUUAACGAAAAUCCCCAGCUGACAGAAGGCUGGGAGAUUCCCAAGUAUCAGCAGGUUUUUGGCCAGAUAAUCGCUUUAGAGGGACAAGAAGUGCAGAUAAAGGAAAAAAGGCCUAAACCAAGCUGUUUUAACUGUGAUGGCAGUGACCAUCAGUUACGAGACUGUCCGAAGCCCAAAGACAUGGCACGCAUCAACGAGAAGAGAAAGCAGUUCUCUCAGUCCAGCAAUCAGAGUAACCAGCGCUACCAUGCAGAGGAGAUAGAGGAGAGGUUUGCCAAGUACAAGCCAGGAAUAGUGAGUCAGGAGCUCCUGGAUGCCCUGGGAGUUGUUACUAACACUCUUCCGCCGUUUAUUUACCGCAUGAGAGAACUGGGAUAUCCACCGGGCUGGUUAAAGGAGGCAGAGAUGGAGAACUCAGGCCUGACUCUCUAUGAUGGUACAACAUCAGGUGAUGGAGACGAAGACAUGAAUGGCCGUAACCAAAAUAUAUCCUAUGAUGUCUCUAAACUAGUGGAAUUCCCUGGUUUCAAUGUUUCUGCACCUUCCAACAUUAGGGAUGAUUACAAGUCCUUUCGUUCAAUUCCGAUGCAGCCUCAGCACUGGAAGACAACAUUUGCUUCUUACCUGUCUGACAUGUAUCCAUCGCCUGGGUCCAAAUGCAGCAAAAGGGCUCAUGAGCCUGAAUGCAGCCCACACCAGACAAAGAAACGGAGGUCUAAUUCAGAUUUCAACAGAAGCUCAGACAUGGAUACAGAUUCAGAUGAGUGUACUCCUAGACGAGCUCAAUCCGACGGGUUCCAGUUUCAGCCACCGCUUCCCCCUGGCUCCCCGCUCAUUAGUACACCACCCCCCUUACCACUGGGAACGCCCCCUGCCACUCCCACCCCGCCUCCACUUCCCAAAGGCACUCCUCCACCUACACCUCCCACAAACUCCUCUCCCUUUGUGCAAUCUAAAGGUGGGCCCGGUGGAGAGGAGGACGGGUUAACCCUAGAGGAGCUUGAGGAGCAGCAGAGGCUGCUGUGGGCGGCUCUGGAAAAUGCUGACACCAACACUAACAGCGACUCUGAGACUGCUCUGGGCUCCUCCACAGAGUCUCCAUCAGCCAGGCCUGACGCUGAGAUGGAGGAAGGAGAAGAAGACGGAGAAGUGAAGGAACAAAUAUCGGACCACGUUUGUGAACCACUGAGCACACCAGCCUCACCCGAUGAACAACAGAUAACCCCUGAAGUUCCAGAAGAGAAUACCAAAGGUGAUCAGGUAAGGGAUCCUCCUAAUGAAGACGCGAGCGACACUGGCUUGGAGUCUCAGGAUGAGCUCAUUGUUUUGGAUGAGGUUUCUCAGAGCGAUAACGACACUGAAAAGAAUGGAUUUACUAAGGUUACAGAAGAAACCCACACGCAGGUAGUGGAGAACCAAGAAACUGAGGACGAUAAAGAACCCACUGUCGCAAAAGUGAGCGCUGUACCUCACCGGAGUAAGUUUGCUGAGGGCAUUAUUCCUUUUGAAGAUACUCCGGAGUUCACAGAGGUCGCUGAAGCGACGGGGGUUUAUCUCAGGAUCAGAGAGCUGCUGAAAGAAUCCCCUCGCAGUCUGGCCAAAAAAAAGUAGUGCUAUUGAUUGUCUGUGUGGAUCAGUUGUGUCUGUAUAACUGUGGGAUCGGAACACUUCUUUUUAUUAUUUUUUUCCUGUUAAAGAUGCUCCAAAGGAGUCAUAUGGUCAUUCUGAAUUUUCAUACUUUCUACUCCCCAUCCUUUUUUGACACAGAAAUUAAUUUUAUACAAGCUAUAAGUAUCUUCAGCUUUUGUAGCCGCAGUUUGGACAUAACGAGUAGUGUUUUAUGUAUGUACAGUUUUAUAAAUGCCCUUCUUUUCUCGUGUUUUCUCUUAUAAUAAUAUUCAAACAGUAUGAUUGUUGCAGUUGUGCUGUCUUCAUGGCACACUCUCCCACCUCUUAUAGGAACCUGUUCUUUCUUACUAAUUGUUUCUGAAUGGCAUGCUUACAUUAUUACUUUUAACUCUAAAUUAUUUUUUAAGAUGAGAUUUUAUGCUUUCCGUCCUUCUUUUCUGGGUUUCAUUUUUAAUGUUUCUCAUCACGUGACCAGACAAUUUUGGUAAUAAAGAUUUUUUUUUUCCUCUUUUAGGGCUA